AUGUCGUUCAACAUUCCUUCCCAGCAGACGCAGAUUGUGCUGCGCGAGCGCCCCACGGCUGCCAUCAAGGAUACGCUCGGCGCCGCCGACUCGACCUACGAGAAGCGCACCGUGCCCGUCCCCACCGAGGCCGAGCUGGCCGACGGCGAGGUGCUCAUCCGCGUCGAGUAUGUCUCGCUCGACCCCGCCAUGCGCGGCUGGCUUCGCGACGCACGCUCCUACCUUCCCCCCGUCCAGAUCGGCGAGGUGAUGCGCGCAGGCGGCGUCGGCGUCGUCGUCGCCUCCAAGUUCGCUGGCCUCGCAAAGGGCGACCAGGUGAGCGGCACGCUUGGCUGGCAGCAGUACGCCCGCCUUCCCGGUAAGACGGUCGAGAAGCGCACCAUUCGCGAGGGCGGCUCGCUCCUCGACUUCCUCGGCCCGCUCGGCUCCUCCGGCCAGACCGCCUACUGGGGCAUCGAAGACGUCGCUGCCGUCAAGAAGGACGAUGUUGUCGUCGUCACCGGUGCUGCAGGCUCCGUCGGCACCAUCGCCGUCCAGCUCGCCAAGCUCAAGGGCGCCAAGGUCAUCGCCGUGGCCGGUGCGGACGACAAGUGCGAGUGGCUCAAAAAGUCGCUCGGCGCCGACGAGGCGCUCAACUACAAGGCGCCCAACUUCCGCCAGACGUACCGCGACAUUGUCAUCAAGAAGUACGGCUACAUCGAUGCCAUCUUUGAGAAUGUCGGCGGCAGCAUCCUCGACAUGUCGCUGCUGUGCAUGAAGCCGCACGGCCGCAUUGCGCUGUGCGGUGCCAUCUCGGACUACAACAACCCGAAGCCCGACGGCCUCAAGAACUACCAGACCAUCAUCGCCAUGCGUAUCAAGCUCCAGGGCUUUAUUGUCUUCGACUACCUCAAGCGAUACCCGGAGGCAGAGGGCAACAUGGCGCGCUGGAUGAACGAGGGCAAGCUUGCGCGCAAGUUCCACGUGGUCGGCGAACAGCACGACGCCCAGGCACGCGCAGCGGGCAAGAGUCUCGAGGAGUGCCCCAAGGCGCUCAACGACCUCUUUGCCGGCAAGAACGUCGGAAAGAUGGUCGUCCGUGUCGCUCCCUAG
Moesziomyces antarcticus is the source of this 1092-nucleotide messenger RNA. Its product is annotated as NADP-dependent leukotriene b4 12-hydroxydehydrogenase. Bases 1 to 1092 code for a protein of 363 amino acids. The transcript has a single exon. NCBI's taxonomy places the organism in Eukaryota, Fungi, Basidiomycota, Ustilaginomycetes, Ustilaginales, Ustilaginaceae. The record is from RefSeq and is a predicted model, not a curated record. Gene Ontology annotation, molecular function: oxidoreductase activity, acting on the CH-CH group of donors, NAD or NADP as acceptor.